This is a messenger RNA of Papilio xuthus (Asian swallowtail), 1944 nucleotides long. RefSeq names its product zinc finger protein 135. Gene Ontology annotation, cellular component: nucleus. Gene Ontology annotation, molecular function: RNA polymerase II cis-regulatory region sequence-specific DNA binding; DNA-binding transcription activator activity, RNA polymerase II-specific. The record is from RefSeq and is a predicted model, not a curated record. The transcript has 9 exons. Bases 171 to 1820 code for a protein of 549 amino acids. NCBI's taxonomy places the organism in Eukaryota, Metazoa, Arthropoda, Insecta, Lepidoptera, Papilionidae. Gene Ontology annotation, biological process: regulation of transcription by RNA polymerase II.
AAUCUCUCUGUCUUGUAUCCAUCAAAUAUAGUAAAUACGCGUUUAAAACAUACCUAUAUAUACGCCCUUAAAAUAUAAUAUUUAAAACUAAAGUUCACCAUGGAAUCAUAAACUAACUAGCUAUCGCCCUCAACUCUAUCCGCGUCGAAUUAAGCAAAAACAUAACAUGUAUGAUAUACAACAUUGUACUUCUUUGUUGGGAGUGCAGAAGUAUUUUGAAGAAGACUCGGAGAUUCCGAGAGAGGAUCCAGCAGGCUCAGUUGCUGUUGCAAACACCUGAAUUUUAUCUUAAUCAUUCCACGUCUUGUCUAUCAACGUUACAAUCAAAAAUUAUUGAUAAUAAUUGUGAAAUUGUAUAUGAAAGUUACAAUGGAGAUAAAAUUAAAUUAGAAAUACACAGAGAACACGAUGAAGUACCUUUAAAUGAUGAAGAAAUAUUAAUUGAACCAAAAGAAGAAAUUCUCGAUGAAAUUAUUGAACAGGACACCGAACAAUUAAUUAUUAAAGAUAAUUUAUUUGAUGAAUUUAAAAACGAGACAAACCAAAACGAAUCUGAAGCAUAUAAUAAAACAAAAGGUAACAAUCAAAUAGAUAUAACAAAAAUCAAAUCGGAAGACAUACAGACAGACACAUUUGAUUAUAGCGAUGAAGCUAAUAAAGAUUAUAAAGUGAAAAAAAGGAAAAAAAAGAAAGUUGUAGCUGAAUUAAGACCUUGUAGAUAUACAAAAAGAGAAUUGAUUAACAGAAAUACUAUAAAUAUGGAAAGAUAUUAUUUUACAAGUGAUGUUAAUGAGCAAGUUCUAGAAGAGAUUUACGAUAGAAGAAUGUCUUUGAAAUAUUUAGCAAAACCUAAAUAUAAAUGUAUAUUAUGUAUGGUAAAGUUUAAUAGAGAAAUUGAUAAAGAAAGACAUAACACUUUGAAACAUUUGCCUGUUAGAGGUCCCUAUACAUGUUGCGAAUGUCUUAAUUAUAAAGCUCAAAGUCUAACAAAGUUACAUAAACAUUGGAAGACGCACAAAAUGUAUAAAUGUCUUCUAUGUCCAGACGUGUCUACGGAUAAAAGUGAAAUCAUACAACAUUUGAUAAGGAAACACAAAUACAUAUUCCAAUGUUUGGAGUGCGGGAAAGAUUUUUACCUUUGCCGAGAUAUAUUUCGCCAUUACGAUGAGGCUCAUCAUCUUCUUUGUAUUUGUGACCAUUGUGGGAAGACUUACAAUCGGAAGAACCAACUUGAACAACAUAUGAUAUAUAAACAUCUACCUAGGAAAUGUGAUAUUUGUGGACAAGUUUGUAAAUCGGCGCACAGUUUAGGCGCUCAUAAACGUAUCUGUCGUCCUGAUAAGCAUUUUGAUGGUAACGCACCUGAGUUGUCUUAUUGUGUCGAAUGUGACAAACAAUAUGAUUCUGUUGAGAAAUAUCAAAAUCAUCUUAGAACUGCAGUCCAACAUAAAUCACCGUUAACAGUCAGUUUCCCUUGUCCUGAUUGUGGAAAAACUUUUAGUAGAAAAGUUUAUAUGAGUAAUCAUUACCAGUUAGUUCAUAUGAAGAAAUCUCAACAUUAUUGUGAUAUUUGUAAUAAGUAUUUUAGUUCGGCAUUUUCUCUACGCACUCAUAGAGAGAGUGUCCACGAGAAGAAAUAUCCACCAAAAGAUAAGAUAUGUGACAUUUGUGGAAAAGGCUUUAGGGUAAAUACAAUUCUCAACAAUCAUAAACGAACUCAUACUGGAGAGAAACCAUACCAAUGUUCUUUUUGUCCGGCAGCGUUUGCUCAAAAUUCUGCCAAAAAGACCCAUGAGAAAGCAAAACAUAAAACAAAUUAAAAGAAAUUAUUAAAAGGAUUACAUUCUAUCAAUUUCUGUGGUAUUUAACACUUAAAAUAAUAUUAAAACUUAAUACUGUAUUAUUCCAAAAAAUUUAACUUAUAUUGUGUCUAUUUAAGAUAGA